Pongo pygmaeus (Bornean orangutan) is the source of this 2845-nucleotide messenger RNA. RefSeq names its product serine/threonine kinase 33 (gene STK33). The record is from RefSeq and is a predicted model, not a curated record. The coding region runs from base 669 to 2207 and encodes 512 amino acids. Gene Ontology annotation, biological process: protein phosphorylation. Gene Ontology annotation, molecular function: protein kinase activity; ATP binding. The transcript is spliced from 15 exons. Lineage: Eukaryota; Metazoa; Chordata; Mammalia; Primates; Hominidae.
GGGCCUCUGGGUAUCUCGCUGCCGGUCGGCUGGCGACCCCCCAGCGGAGGGACCGGGCCGAGCCCGCGGACCCCUCCGAGUGUCUCCUGGGGCCCAGCCGUUGGGACCCCAUUUCCCCCGGGUCCGGUAUUUGGGGUGGUCUCAGUCUGCCCCGGUUCAUCUCCGCCGUCUCACCUCCACCCCAUCUUGGGACGUGAAACUUUUUGAAAGUUUAAAGCGAACUUACUGUAGGACCAACUUGCUUCCAGAUUGCUUACAGCUGGAGAGACAAUACCAUCAUGAAGACGGCAGAUAACCCAUGAUGAAGUGCUAAGUUGUUUGCUAUGGUAGUAGCUGGAAUUCAGAGGGGAGAGACUUAUGGCUACCAGAUCCAAGAUAGGUUCUGUGAACAAGUUAUUUCUAGGCAUGUCUUACCUUCCUAACUAGACCUUUAUGUUUCUUGAGACCAAAGCCUGUGAAGGAUGAGUCUGCUUCUUUCACUGUGCCUAAUACAAUCCCUUGCACAUGCUCUCACGUGUGAAUAUGUGUCUAGUGCAUCCUUAACCUAAGGACUUCACCAGUUCGAAAUUACAGUUUUCACCAUCAACUACCUUAUCCUUUUUGGUCUGGUUUUCUUCCUCAAACACUGGAAACAUUUUUAAAGUUGCUUUUGUUGCACAGUUAAACAAAUGGCUGAUAGUGGCUUAGAUAAAAAAUCCACAAAAUGCCCCGACUGUUCAUCUGCUCCUCAGAAAGAUGUACUUUGUUCCAGCAAAACAAGGGCUCCUCCAGUUUUGGUGGUGGAAAUGUCACAGACAUCAAGCAUUGGUAGUGCAGAAUCUUUAAUUUCACUGGAGAGAAGAAAAGAAAAAAAUAUCAACAGAGAUAUAACCUCUGGGAAAGAUUUGCCCUCAAGAACCUCAAAUGUAGAGAGAAAAGCAUCUCAACAACAGUGGGGUCGGGGCAACUUUACAGAAGGAAAAGUUCCUCACAUAAGGAUUGAGAAUGGAGCUGCUAUUGAGGAAAUCUAUACCUUUGGAAGAAUAUUGGGAAAAGGGAGCUUUGGAAUGGUCAUUGAAGCGACGGACAGGGAAACAGAAACGAAGUGGGCAAUUAAAAAAGUGAACAAAGAAAAGGCUGGAAGCUCUGCUGUGAAGUUACUUGAACGAGAAGUGAACAUUCUGAAAAGUGUAAAACAUGAACACAUCAUACAUCUGGAACAAGUAUUUGAAACGCCAAAGAAAAUGUACCUUGUGAUGGAGCUUUGUGAGGAUGGAGAACUCAAAGAAAUUCUGGAUAGGAAAGGGCAUUUCUCAGAGAAUGAGACAAGGUGGAUCAUUCAAAGUCUCGCAUCAGCUAUAGCAUAUCUUCACAAUAAUGAUAUUGUACAUAGAGAUCUGAAACUGGAAAAUAUAAUGGUUAAAAGCAGCCUUAUUGAUGAUAACAAUGAAAUAAACUUAAACAUAAAGGUGACUGAUUUUGGCUUAGCGGUGAAGAAGCAAAGUAGGAGUGAAGCCAUGCUGCAGGCCACAUGUGGGACUCCUAUCUAUAUGGCCCCUGAAGUUAUCAAUGCCCACGACUAUAGCCAGCAGUGUGACAUUUGGAGCAUAGGCGUCAUAAUGUACAUGUUAUUAUGUGGAGAACCACCCUUUUUGGCAAGCUCAGAAGAGAAGCUUUUUGAGUUAAUAAGAAAAGGAGAACUACAUUUUGAAAAUCCAGUCUGGAAUUCCAUAAGUGACUGUGCUAAAAGUGUUUUGAAACAACUUAUGAAAGUAGAUCCUGCUCACAGAAUCACAGCUAAGGAACUACUAGAUAACCAGUGGUUAACAGGCAAUAAACUUUCUUCGGUGAGACCAACCAAUGUAUUAGAGAUGAUGAAGGAAUGGAAAAAUAACCCAGAAAGUGAUGAGGAAAACACAACAGAAGAGAAGAAUAAUCUGUCCACUGAAGAAAAGUUGAAAAGUUACCAACCCUGGGGAAAUGUCCGUGAUGCCAAUUACACUUCAGAUGAAGAGGAGGAAAAACAGUCUACUGCUUAUGAAAAGCAAUUUCCUGCGAUCAGUAAGGACAACUUUGACAUGUGCAGUUCAAGUUUCACAUCUAGCAAACUCCUUCCAGCUGAAAUCAAGGGAGAAAUGGAGAAAACCCCUGUGACUCCAAGCCAAGGAACAGCAACCAAGUACCCUGCUAAAUCCGGGGCCCUGUCCAGAACCAAAAAGAAACUCUAAGGUUCCCUCCAGUGCUGGACAGUACAAAAACAAAGCUGCUCUUGUUAGCACUUUGAUGAAGGGGUAGGGGGGGAAGCGGACAGCCCUAUGCUGAGCUUGUAGCCUUUUAGCUCCACAGAGCCCCACCAUGUGUUUGCACCAGCUUAAAAUUGAAGCUACUUAUCUCCAAAGCAGCAUAAGCUGCACGUGGCAUUAAAGGACAGCCACCAGUAGGCUUGGCAGUGGGCUGCAGUGGAAAUCAACUCAAGAUGUACACGAAGGUUUUUUAGGGGGGCAGAUACCCACAAUUCAAGGCUGUGGGCACACUUGCUCAUUUUUACUUCAAAUUCUUAUGUUUAGGCACAACUAUUUAUAGGGGAAAACAAGAGGCCAAAUAUGGUAAUGGAGGUUCCAAAUAAUUAUGUGCACUUUGCACUAGAAGACUUUGUUAGAAAAUUACUAAUAAACUUGCCAUAGGUAUUACAGCAGAAGUGCUUCAGUCAUUCACAUGUGUUCGUGAGAUUUUAGGUUGCUAUAGAUUGUUUAACACAGCUUAUUUUAAACGUAGAAAAAUAGGAGAUUUUGUAACUGCUUGCCAUUAACUUGCUGCUAAAUUCCCAAUGUAUUGAUUAAAUCAAUAAAAAACAGAUGUUACUCAG